CCUCGCCCGGCACCAUAGAGUCGCGAGGGGGCGUGGCCAGAGCGGCGCGCGGCAAGAUGGCGGCGGCCAGGCUGGGAGGAACGCUCUGCUCCCUGCGCCGUCAUCUCCUGUGGCCGCUGAUCCCACAGCGCAGCUACCGUGGGGACUCCCCUAUGGAUUCCGGGAAAGAUGUGCUGGAGAUCCCACUGCCCCCCUGGCAGGAGCGCCCCGAGGAGCCUCUGSACACCAAGAGAGCCCGGCUGCUGUACGAGAGCAGGAAAAGGGGGAUGCUGGAAAACUGCAUCCUGCUCAGCCUCUUCGCCAAGGAAAACCUGGCCCAAAUGAGCGAGGAGCAGCUGAACCGCUACGACCGCCUCAUCAACGAGCCCAGUAACGACUGGGACAUUUAUUACUGGGCCACUGAGGCAAAGCCCACGCCAGCGGARUUCGACACCGACGUGAUGGCCAUGCUGAGGGAAUUUGCCAAAAACAGGAACAGGGAGCAGAGGCUCCGGCAGCCAGACCUGGAAUAUCUGUUUGAGCCACCACGCUGAGGGAGGGGAUGCCUCUGUGCCCAUUCCCUGGAGGACUCUGGACUGAUGUUUCUGCCUUCCCUGUGGUUUUGCUCCUCUUCCAGCAGCCUUUGGACGCUCGCUCGUGGAAUGCUGAAUAAAGCCGUGGCUGCCGGCCCUGCCCCUCUCUGCA
Malurus melanocephalus (red-backed fairy wren) is the source of this 684-nucleotide messenger RNA. It is a transcript of the gene SDHAF2, whose product is annotated as succinate dehydrogenase complex assembly factor 2. The record is from RefSeq and is a predicted model, not a curated record. Gene Ontology annotation, biological process: protein-FAD linkage; mitochondrial respiratory chain complex II assembly; tricarboxylic acid cycle. The transcript is spliced from 4 exons. The coding region runs from base 57 to 533 and encodes 158 amino acids. Gene Ontology annotation, cellular component: mitochondrion. NCBI's taxonomy places the organism in Eukaryota, Metazoa, Chordata, Aves, Passeriformes, Maluridae.